UUUUUUUGAAAAAUUUACUGUUUUGGGUUGCCGAGUUGUUGCAGUCGGCCUGACGUGGUGGCCUUGUGGUGGAUGCUUCCAGUGGCUACCAAAUAGGUAGUCGAUGUGUAACUUUUAUCCUCAUAUUUUUUUCAUCCCAAUUCAGAAUUUUGUGCAAAUUUGUCUUCUACCAAAGUGAUUUUAAACUUGUAAGAGAUUUAGUACGAUCGGUCAAUAAUUACUCCUGCUCACUUUACAUGUUUCACAUGUGAACCAUCCUAAAUUCUCCGCAACAAAAGAUCACAAAACCAAAACAAAACCCAGCAAUAUUUUUGAGGCUAUUUUGCAACAUCAAAUUACAAGCUCUGAAGAUUGAACUACACAACAUGGGUGGAGCUAAAGACAUUUUAGCUAACUUUGGUUCACUAAUUGCAAGCCUAAUGUUUUUCUGGGCAAUUUUUCAACAAUUUUUUCCUAAUCAUCUUCGUACUCAUUUAGAAAAAUACUCUCAAAGAAUUAUCACCUUGGUCUACCCUUACAUCCAAAUCACUUUCUAUGAAACAACAGGAGGAUUCAUGCGAAGCGAGGCGUAGGCAAUCGAAAACUAUCUAAGCUCCAAUUCAAGUAAGCAAGCUAAAAAAUUGAAAGCUGAUAUGCUGCAAAACAAUCAAUCUUUAGCACUUACCAUGGAUGAACAUGAAGAGGUAGCUGAUGAAUAUAAAAGAGUUAAAGUUUGGUGGGCAUAUGGUAAAAAUGUUAGCAAAACACCAACAAUAUCAUUUCGUCCUAUUUCAGAUGAGAAGAGGUUUUAUAAGUUGACUUUUCAUAAGAAAAAUAGAGAUCUCAUAAUUGGAGAAUACCUUAAUUAUGUAUUGAAAGAGGGUAGAGCAAUCAAACUCAAGAACAGACAACGGAAGCUUUACACAAACAAUGGAGCUCAAUGGAGUCAUGUUGUGUUUGAACAUCCUUCGACAUUCGAGACGUUGGCAAUGGAGUCAAAGAAAAAGGAGGAAAUUGUUGAAGAUUUGAUCACGUUUAGUAAAGGGCAAGAGUUUUAUGCAAGGAUUGGGAGGGCAUGGAAGCGAGGGUACCUUCUGUAUGGACCGCCAGGAACUGGGAAAUCGACUAUGAUAGCAGCAAUGGCGAACCUCUUGAAGUAUGACAUUUAUGAUCUUGAGUUGACUGCUGUGAAGGAUAACACCGAAUUGAGGAGGCUGCUCAUCGAGACCUCGAGCAAGUCGAUUAUUGUUAUCGAGGAUAUCGACUGCUCGAGGGAUUUAACAGGACAACGGAAAAAGAAGCCAGAUAAAAAGGAGGAUAGUACUGCAGAUGAUGAUCAGAAGAACGCAAUAGAUACAUUAGCCAAAGAAGAUCAGGAGGCCAGUCAGAGCAAGGUUACCCUGUCAGGGCUGUUAAAUUUCAUUGAUGGGUUAUGGUCAGCUUGUGGAGGCGAAAGACUGAUCGUGUUCACGACUAAUCAUGUGGAUAAACUCGAUGCUGCAUUGAUUCGGAGGGGAAGAAUGGAUAAGCAUGUUGAACUGUCAUACUGUGGGUAUGAAGCUUUCAAGAUUUUAGCCAAGAAUUACAUGUAUAUAGAUUCACAUCCUCUGUUUCCAACGGUUGAGAAACUGCUGGGUGAGGUUAAGAUGACUCCUGCUGAUGUUGCAGAAAAUUUGAUGCCUAAAACAUCUUCGGCGAAUGCGACAUCAAGUCUACAGGAUCUUAUCCAUGCCUUAGAGCUAGUCAAGCAGGAAGCAGAACAAGCUGCAGGGAGCCGUUGAAGGUUGUCAAAAUAUUCACAUAGUAGGAAACAUAAAAAUAAAGGCAGAGAGGCAAUUCAAGAUGCACAACAAUAACUUGAAAUUACAAGAACUAGCAGGACAGAGCUACUGUCAGUUGACAAGAAAGCCUGUUCUUAUUCACAAUAAGAAAUCUGAAUUGUAUGAUUGUCUUUUGUAAUAAUAUGAAAAUUAAGAAGACAUUUUGACUGGCUUUGAUGUUUUUGGUCAGAUUAGUUUUAUUCCUGUAGAAAUCA
This is a messenger RNA of Beta vulgaris subsp. vulgaris (sugar beet), 2014 nucleotides long. RefSeq names its product AAA-ATPase ASD, mitochondrial. Lineage: Eukaryota; Viridiplantae; Streptophyta; Magnoliopsida; Caryophyllales; Amaranthaceae. Gene Ontology annotation, molecular function: ATP hydrolysis activity; ATP binding. The record is from RefSeq and is a predicted model, not a curated record.